AUGGCUCGCCAACACGCCGUGGAGCGCCACGACGACUUCCUGUCGCAGUCGGACCUGUCGUCGUCGUCAGGCGAGGACGACCCCGCCGCGGCCCGUGCGCUGUACAACGCCGUCCGCGACCGCGCUCCUUCUUCCGGCUCUGCCCUGCGCAGGCCCUACCGCGACGAGGACGUCUUCGCGACGGACUCAAGCGACGGUGCGGCGGCGGGCGCGCGCAGGUCGGCCGCGCCGCCUGUCCUCGGGUCGAGCGACGAGGAGUCGACGGACGAGGACGAGGAGAAGCUCAUCGGCGGCGGGAGGGAGCGCACGGCGACCAAGAAGGGCAAGAAGGAGAAGAGGCGCUGGGAAAUGAGGAGCGGUGCGGGUGCCACGGCUUCCCCGGGCGGCAGCAACACGGGCGUGAUUGUCGGCGCCAUCGUCGUCUUCGUCGUCGUGGUCUGCGGCAUUGGCGGGUACUACGCCUACUCGCAGGGCGUCUUCGGCGACUCGACGGACUCGAGCACGACGAGCGGGACCUCGGCUGUCGCCGGUCGCACGACCGGAGCGGCGGGUGCGACGGGCGGCGCGAACGCCGCCACGACGGCGGGCACGACGGCGGCGACGUCGAGUGCGGCUGCUUCCGGUGCGUCGAGUGGCUCGGCUUCAGGGUCCGCAUCCGGGUCCGCCUCGACCUCCGGCGCCAGCGUCUCGGGCUCUGCUGCUUCGUCGGCCAGCUCGGGCGCGCCCAAUGACGCCGAUUACACGCUCGAGACGGUCACGACGACCGACGACGACGGCGCGACACAGACGCUCACGGGCUUCGAGUCGCUCGCGACCGACGGCGGCUCGACCGUGACGACCUUUAUCGAGACCGACGCCGUCCCGACCGGUGGCGCCAGGGGCGACAAGCACUCGGGCGUGCCCGACGCCGUCCAGGGUGUCGUGAGCGCGAUCAAGUCGGCCGGUGCGUCCGGCGGCGGCGACGACGACGACGCCGACGAGGGCAUGCCGCGCCUCGACAGCGAGACGCUCGUCACGACGAUCGACGGCAAGGAGACGACCGUGCGCGGCUUGUGGAAGACGGAGCUCAUCGGCGGGUCCGACCCGACGUCGUCGUUCGUCGUCAUGCACGUCGGCGGCGACAAGCGCAGGAGGAACUCGCCGUGGCCCGCUCAGACCGCGCCGCCGGUCCUUCGUCGGCGCCUUGUUUAGAUCUCUCUCGUAGCCUCUUCCUCUCCCUCUCGGCGGCAGCUCUGGAAUCGACCCGGUCUCUCUC
Molecule: messenger RNA, 1255 nt
Organism: Rhodotorula graminis WP1
Lineage: Eukaryota; Fungi; Basidiomycota; Microbotryomycetes; Sporidiobolales; Sporidiobolaceae
Exons: 4
Coding region: 1-1191 (396 amino acids)
Source: RefSeq, a predicted model, not a curated record